This is a messenger RNA of Scomber japonicus (chub mackerel), 1695 nucleotides long. RefSeq names its product tripartite motif-containing protein 16-like. Lineage: Eukaryota; Metazoa; Chordata; Actinopteri; Scombriformes; Scombridae. The record is from RefSeq and is a predicted model, not a curated record. Gene Ontology annotation, molecular function: protein binding; zinc ion binding. The transcript has a single exon. Bases 25 to 1695 code for a protein of 556 amino acids.
CAGUCGUUGCCUCUCAGAGCUGAAAUGGCGCAGAACGAUCAGCUGGACCGAGAAUCAUUCUCUUGUGUGAUCUGUCUGGAUUUACUGAAGGAUCCGGUGGGUCUUCCCUGUGGACACAGCUACUGUAUGAGCUGUAUUAAAGGAUUCUGGGAUGGAGAGGAUCAGAUGAAGAUCUACAGCUGCCCUCAGUGCAGAGAGGCCUUCACACCGAGGCCUGUCCUGAAGAAAAACACCAUGUUAGCAGCUUUAGUGGAGCAGCUGAAGAAGACUGGACUCCAAGCUGCUCCUGCUGAUCACUGCUAUGCUGGACCUGAAGAUGUGGCCUGUGAUGUCUGCACUGGUAGGAAGCUGAAAGCCUUCAAGUCCUGUCUGACUUGUCCUGCGUCUUACUGUAAGAAACAUCUUCAGCCUCAUUAUGAUGCAGCUCCAUUAAAGAAACACAAGCUGGUGGAGCCCUCGGAGAAGCUCCAGGAGAACAUCUGCUCUCGUCAUGAUGAGGUGAUGAAGAUAUUCUGCCGUACAGAUAAGAAGUGUAUCUGUUAUCUGUGCACUAUGGAGGAUCAUAAAGGCCACGACACAGUCCCAGCUGCAGCAGAAAGGACUCAGAGGCAGAGAGAGCUCGAGGUGAGUCGACUAAACAUCCAGCAGAGAAUCCAGGACAGAGAGAAAGAUGUGACGCUGCUUCAACAGGAGGUGGAGGCCGUCAGUCGCUCUGCUGAUAAAGCAGUGGAGGACAGUGAGAAGAUCUUCACUCAGCUGAUCCGUCUCCUCCAGAAAAGAAGCUCUGAUGUGAAGCAGCAGAUCAGAUCCCAGCAGCAAACUGAAGUGAGUGGAGUCAAAGAGCUUCAGGAGAAGCUGCAGCAGGAGAUCACUGAGCUGAAGAGGAAAGACGCUGAACUGAAGCAGCUCUCACACACAGAGGAUCACAACCAGUUUCUACACAACUACCCCUCAGUGUCACAACUCAGUGAACCUACAGACUCAUCCAGCAUCAAUAUCCGUCCUCUGAGAUACUUUGAGGAUGUGACAGCAGCUGUGUCAGAGCUCAGAGAUCUACUACAGGACAUCCUGAGGGACAAAUGGACAGACAUCCCACUGUUAGAGACUGAAGUGGACGUUUUACUGUCAGAACCAGAACCAGAAGCAGAACCCAAGACCAGAGCUGAGUUCUUAAAAUAUUCACGUGAAAUCACUCUGGAUCCAAACACAGUAAACACAUAUCUGUUAUUAUCUGAGGGGAACAGAAAAGUGGAAUAUGUAGAACAACAACAGUCUUAUUCUCUUCAUCCAGACAGAUUCACUGAUGAGCUUCAGGUCCUGAGUAGAGAGAGUCUGACUGGACGUUGUUACUGGGAGGUGGAGUUGAGAGGAGGAGUUUAUGUAGCAGUCGCAUACAAGAAUAUCAGCAGAGCCGGAAGUGAAUCUGAAUUUGGACGUAAUGACAAAUCUUGGUCUUUAUAUUGUUCCACUAUCGGUUAUAUAUUUUGGUUCAACAACAUUAAAACUCUCGUCUCAGGUCCUGGUUCCUCCAGAGUCGGAGUGUACCUGGAUCACAGAGCAAGUAUUCUGUCCUUCUACAGCGUCUCUGAAACCAUGACUCUCCUCCACAGAGUCCAGACCACAUUCACUCAGCCUCUCUAUGCUGGACUUUGGGUUGGUUUUGGAGCCUCAGCUGAGUUGUGUAAAGUGAAAUAG